Messenger RNA from Cottoperca gobio, 1436 nucleotides. RefSeq names its product 1-phosphatidylinositol phosphodiesterase-like. Gene Ontology annotation, molecular function: phosphoric diester hydrolase activity. Gene Ontology annotation, biological process: lipid metabolic process. The transcript is spliced from 3 exons. Bases 383 to 1282 code for a protein of 299 amino acids. The record is from RefSeq and is a predicted model, not a curated record. Lineage: Eukaryota; Metazoa; Chordata; Actinopteri; Perciformes; Bovichtidae.
UCAACAAUGUCACCAAUUAUGUGCUCAAGAUGAUAGCUUAGUCAUUGUGUUUCUGUUGCACUGGUGUGGCUGCUUGCAUUCGAGAUAAUUCCUGUCUAAAAUCUAAUCUAAUCUGAUCUAAUUCCUUUUUUUAGGGACCCGCCUUCUCAAAACACCUUAGAAACAAACACCACCACAAUUUGUACAAACAUGUUCGAUUGUCCUGACAUCAAGAACAAUCAGUCUGAAUCACAAAUCUGAUAUAUGGGGUCCACACCUACAAUUUUACAGAUAACCAAGCAAUAUAAAUUAUGGAUUGUUGUUGAGCCUUCCACAUUCUGACCAUUGGAGUAGUGUGCUGUGAAUUCCUCCUGGCUGUAAGAUUGCUCCUCUUUCUGCAAGAAUGACGGCUGGUAGAAAGUGUCUGCUUUUCCCCUUCAUGAUACUGUCUGUCACUGUUUUCUGCCAUGGAAAAGACCAGUUCUUCAAUGACGAUAAAAACCUCAUACUCCCGGGGGCAUACAAUAUUCCAUGGAUGGCGGGCAUUGAGAAUUUUCGCACCCUCUCUCUCCUCACCUUCCCCGGUGCUCACGACAGCAUGGCCCUGUACGGAGGUCCAGAGGCUGAAUGCCAGGCGUUGUCCCUGAAGGAUCAGCUCAGGGCCGGCAUUCGUUUCCUGGAUCUCAAAGUAUUUGGACUGGGUGACACCCUCUAUGUCAUGCAUGGUGUAAUGUACCAGCACAGCACUCUCAAGGAUGUCUUCGACACUGUCCGAGCCUUCCUGUCUGAGUUUAAGACUGAGACUGUGCUCAUUAGAGUCCAACCAGAGUCUUUUGAGAAGAACACUGUCAAUGAAAUGGUGCGAAGUCUGAUUGGCAACGACGAACAUGUCUGGGUGAACUCCGCCAUGCCAAAUAUGGGUCAGGUCAGGGGGAAAAUUGUGUUUUUGCAGAAGAGCACCUUCACACUGGGAAUUCCCCUCAUAAACACAGACGGGAAGGUUAACAACAAGGUUAGCAAUGUUAAAGAUAAAGACAACAAAAUAAUGAAGCAGCUGAACCAAGCCACUGAAGCUUGCGGGGGAGAUAAUGCUGUUUUGACUUACAGUAGCGGCACUGGCUUUGGUACUUUCUGGGGAAUGUUUCUGACUCCAAAGAGAGUGGCUGAAAAGGUAAACCCAUGGCUCAAUCAAUACCUGAGACAGUUUUAUCCUAAUCAGCCCAGACCAUGCUUUGGCAUCAUUGCCAUGGACUUCCCUGGCAUUGACCUCAUUCAAACUGUUAUCAAUUUAAACUUUUGGUAAUCAUGUACAAUGUACCCAGUCUUGUGUUUGAGAGGGUUUGAAUCAGAUGGAUCACUGAAAUCUUUCUUGUAUCUUACUCAUCACUGUACACAUUCUGAUGGAGCCGAAAUAUCUAAAAAUACAAACUGUGACUGUGCUUGUCUUUCUCAGUUAC